AUGUCCGAUUUAUCGUUUGAUAUUUACGAAAACAUUACAAGUAUGGACCAAAACAUUACGCAUUACCCGCCGGAGGCCACGGUGCUGGCUGCAGCCUGUGCCUGCAUCUUUAGUGUCGUCGGAGUCGUCGGCAACCUAGUAACGACAGUGGCGCUGCUGAUGCACCCAAAGUUACGCGGCCACGUGACCACGAUGUUCGUCCUCUCACUCUGCGUGUCGGACCUCCUCUUCUGUUCCAUCAACCUGCCGCUUACCGCCAACCGGUACAUCAAACAGAACUGGAGCCUGGGACCCAGUCUCUGUCAGAUGUUCGCCUUCGUCUUCUACGGGAACGAGGCAGUCUCUCUCCUCUCCAUGGUUGCUAUUACUAUAAAUAGAUACACUUUGAUCGCGUACUACGACAUGUACUCGCAAAUAUACACGACUACUAAGAUCUGGGUACAGCUGCUGCUCAUAUGGCUCGUGUCUUUCGGAUUGAUGGUACCACCUCUCCUCGGCGUUUGGGGUCAACUAGGGCUGGACCCCAGCACAUUCUCGUGCACGAUCCUCCCCAAAGACGGCAAGUCUCCGAAGAAGUAUCUCUUCGUGUUCGGUUUCGCGCUCCCUUGCGUGGUGAUCAUCGUGUCGUACUCCUGCAUCUACUGGCGGGUGCGGCAGAGCAAGCGCAAGCUGGAGGGACGCAGGUGUGUAUGUGGUAAACUCUCCGGACAAACAGCCAAAGAGAAAGAAGAGGACUCCCGGCUGACGACGCUGAUGCUGACCAUCUUUCUGUGCUUCCUGGCGUGCUUCCUGCCACUAAUGAUCAUGAACGUGGCGGACGACGGCAUCACGUACCCCUGGCUGCACAUCAUCGCCUCGAUUCUCGCCUGGGCGUCCAGCGUCAUCAACCCUCUCAUCUACGCAGCCACCAACAGACAGUACCGCGCAGCUUACGCCAAUCUACUAAAAUUUUGCAAAAACAGCACCGUCAACAGGCGGACGACGUGGGGCAGCAGGACGAUGGCCAACUCAUCCAACUCACCACAUUACGCAGACAAACGUAACCACAUGAAAGAUAAACCCGCCAACUUAUGA
This is a messenger RNA of Spodoptera littoralis (African cotton leafworm), 1074 nucleotides long. NCBI's taxonomy places the organism in Eukaryota, Metazoa, Arthropoda, Insecta, Lepidoptera, Noctuidae. The record is from the annotation of a GenBank genome assembly.